This is a messenger RNA of Uncinocarpus reesii 1704, 1944 nucleotides long. RefSeq lists its product as uncharacterized. The transcript is spliced from 4 exons. The coding region runs from base 1 to 1944 and encodes 647 amino acids. Gene Ontology annotation, cellular component: nucleus. NCBI's taxonomy places the organism in Eukaryota, Fungi, Ascomycota, Eurotiomycetes, Onygenales, Onygenaceae. The record is from RefSeq and is a predicted model, not a curated record.
AUGGCCCCAAUGUCGCAGGAAGAUAUUGAAUGGUUCAAGUCGACGUUCCAUCCUAUUCCGAAGCCUGAGCUGCCUGAUGAUUGCAUUGAGUACUCUAUUUAUUGCGUUGCCCAGGACACCCCGCCAGACCAAGAAGAUGAACUAGUGGCGUCCCGCGCAGAAUUGAGCAAGGUUCAAAAAGUAGCAUCUGAACUAGUUAAGAAGUAUUUGAAGGAUUAUAUAUGGCAGCGUGACAGCUUCAAGCUGGAGCUGGUAAAGGAAGAUGGGGUCAACCUUCUUCGCGGACGAACCGAGUACGGCGAUUCAAUUGAAGAUGAAUGGGUCAUUGUAUAUAUCCUGCGCGAGUUGACUCGCCAGUUUGACAAUCUCUGGGUGAAGGUAACUGACAGCGAUGGCGAAUUCUUGCUCGUUGAAGCCGCGGCAACGUUGCCGGCAUGGCUUGAACCAGAAGUUGCAAACAAUAGAGUCUGGAUUCACAAAGGCGAAUUGAUUAUAAUAAAACCAGGAACGACGAGGACAUCUAAAAAGAAAGUCACGGAGACAAUGACGUUCCGCGAUGCAAGGAAGGCUAUCCUCUCUGAACCAAGCAGGCUUAUGCGAUCACCGUCUAUCGAAGAAGAAGCGUUUUAUCGCUUACGAAAUUAUCCAGAUCAGAUCAACAAAAAUAUGCAUUCAUCGCUUGUCACCAUUCCCCGCACCAUUGCGCAUCUACUACGCCUUAAACCUGCUUAUGUCUCGCCCGCAGUUGAAGCCUUCUACGUUCGUGACCCGAUAUCGUUACGCGCCUUGCGAUCAAAAGAGCAGAGCCAACUUAUUUUAGACCCGGAGGACCUUGUGACAGUAAGCGUGAAGUUCACCAAAGUCGGUUUCGCCCAAUUGAAAAGCCAGGAUUUCGAUCCUCCAAAACAAUGGAAAGGGAAACUCCUGUUUGAUCCAGGAUCGAAAGAGUAUGCCCGCGCUGAAAUAGGAAUGAAAUUGGCUUGUGGCUUUGAAAUGCUAUUAUUUGACCCACAAAAUCAAGACAAAGCAAUAGUCAGAGAGAUUAAAUUGAUACUGGAGGAUAUUGAAACGGGCGAUGAAAAACUCCCAAACGAUGAAGAUAUUGAUAAAAACUGGGGUAAACAGGAGGACGAUGAAUCGUGGCUGGACAUUAAUUUUGAAGACUUGGAAAGAGAGCUCAAAGGGAGAAAAGGCGCUGACGGGGACACCAAGAUGGGUGACUUUGGUGACAAGGGUACCCAAGAGAAUCUUCAACGGAUAUGCCGGUUUCGAGGGAGCAGACUUUUCAACGAAUCGGAUGAUGGCGAAAUUGACGACGACGACGAAGAGGAAGAGGAACUGAGCAGCGACGGCGAAGACAAAGAGGCGUCAUUCGACGAGGAGGAAUUUUCAAAAAUGAUGCAGGAAAUGAUGGGAUUACCUUCGGGGGCUUCGAAGUUUGCGACUGGGUCGCGAGAAAAUGCACGGAUUGAGGAACUGGAGUCUAUUGAAGAGGAAGAUGAAAACGAUUCGAAUAGGCCGCUGAGAGAGGAAUUAUAUCAGAAGCGACAGGGAUUGAAAGGCAAAGAGCUUCGAUUUAGUGACGAAGAGGCAGAUGCAGAGGAAGUCGAGCCGCAAGAGGAUGAGCAUGAGCUGGAAGAGAUCGAAGAAUUGUCCAGGCAAAUGGAGGCCGAGCUGAAGAAGGCCGGAGUUCUGGACCCGAACCGAGCUCUUAGAGAAGAGUCAAAACAGAGAAGCAAAGCACUCAAAGGCAAAAGCCGCCUUCGAGACAUUGACGAUGAUCAAGAAGAAAACGACGAAGACUACGAUGACGGUUCUGACGUCAAUAUCAAUCUGGCUAGAAAUCUCCUUGAGAGUUUACGAAGCCAGGGUGGUAGCGCAGGGCCUGGAAGCAACCUCCUCGGGCUAAUGGGCAUGCAAAUUCCGAAAGACGAUCGUAGAUGA